Molecule: messenger RNA, 962 nt
Organism: Phymastichus coffea
Lineage: Eukaryota; Metazoa; Arthropoda; Insecta; Hymenoptera; Eulophidae
Product: kxDL motif-containing protein CG10681
Exons: 4
Coding region: 216-875 (219 amino acids)
Biological process (GO): lysosome localization
Cellular component (GO): BORC complex
Source: RefSeq, a predicted model, not a curated record
CAUAAUCUUCGGAGCAAUUCGGCUGCAGAGCGAACGCCACAAGUCAAAUUGAGCCAUCGGAUAUCAAUAAAGAGGAGUCUCGGUGAAAUCAGGAAAGCAGAAAAGCGUCGCGAUGAUGGUACCCUAGCCCGCAGGCUUUGAUAAUAACGCUCGAUAAUAGGUGCGCGCGCGAUAAGGUAGAAAAUCGCAACGUGAUGUGAGGAUGACAAUUUUAAAUGCAGGCGGCAUGCGUUGAUGAAGAAUUACAUCAGGAGGAAGAGAUGAUGGCUAGUGGGACUCAUGGAACACCAGAGUCCGAAGCUUGUAGCUUUGAGUGCUUUCAAAAUUACACUGCCCCUGAAGUCUUUAUCCAGGGACUCGCUGGCAUCGUCGAUCAACAGGACGUCGAAUCCAUGAUUCGUGCUCAAAAACAAAUGCUUCAGCGAUUUGAAAAAACUAAUGAAAUGCUGACAAACUGUAAUCAGCUAUCAGUGACUCGACUCAAAGCAGCUGGGACUGAAUUCAAAAAACAUACUGCUCUUUUAGUUGAGAUGAAGAAAGAUCUCGAUUAUAUUUUUAAAAAAAUCAGACUUUUAAAAACUAAAUUGAGUCAACAGUAUCCACAAGCAUACAAUGAGGCAGUGAGAAGUAGUUUAGCUGAAGAAGUUGUUGAAGAUGGAGAAUCACCUUCAAAACCUGCAGUGUUAGAAGAAUCAUUGGAAUCACAAACUAAUACUGUUACAAAUGAAAAUCUUGAUUCUAACGCUCCAAAAGAAGAAGUUCAAUUUGCAAAAAUAUGUGACAAGGGUACAAGAAGAAAAGAUAGUUCAUCAACUGAUAGUGAGAAUGACCAAGCUAAACAAGAUUCAUCGCCAUACUCUUCUGAUACUAAUUAAACACAAGCAAUUGAAGUUAACAAUUUAAAUUUCAACAACAUCACGUCAUUGUAUAUAAUAUUAAAUUCAUUUCAUCAAGUCACAAUA